Pristis pectinata (smalltooth sawfish) is the source of this 2525-nucleotide messenger RNA. Its product is annotated as polyunsaturated fatty acid 5-lipoxygenase-like. Gene Ontology annotation, molecular function: iron ion binding; arachidonate 12(S)-lipoxygenase activity; arachidonate 15-lipoxygenase activity. The coding region runs from base 138 to 2147 and encodes 669 amino acids. Gene Ontology annotation, biological process: lipid oxidation; linoleic acid metabolic process. The transcript has 14 exons. The record is from RefSeq and is a predicted model, not a curated record. Lineage: Eukaryota; Metazoa; Chordata; Chondrichthyes; Rhinopristiformes; Pristidae.
UGCAGCUGUUAUUUGUACAAAGUGCUCCGGCCCUGCCUUGGAAAGUGUUUUAUCUGUAACAGGACCCAGAGUGCUGGCAUUCACUCCUCUGGUACUGCCUUUGCCGCAGUCAGGAUCUCCUUCUGUCGCCAGGAGAGAUGGUCACCUACAAGGUCACGGUGGCCACUGGGACUUCAUACUACUCAGGAACCAAUGACUACAUCUAUGUCACGCUGGUGGGAGAGAAAGGAUCGAGCAAGAGAACCAUCCUGGAUAAAUGGCUGUUCAAUGACCUGGAGAGAGGAAGUGUGCAUGAAUACAAGGUCGAAAGUGAGACGGACCUGGGCUGCAUCUGGUGGGUGCAGUUGGACAAGGAGAGGUUCCUGGUGGAGGACAACUGGUUCUGCAGCUAUGUGAUGGUGCGGACGCCUUCAGGAGAAAGCCUCGUCUUCCCCUGCUACAGGUGGCUGUGUCAUAAUGACAGCGUCUGCAUUCGGGAAGGACAAGCUAAGCGACCCUACGAUGACUCCCUGCCUGCUUUUCAGUCACACCGCCAGCAGGAGCUCGUGGAGAGGCAGAAGCUCUACAGAUGGAAGGUUUGGAAGCCUGGCAUCAUCAGGUGCAUUGCCGCUGAAACAGAGGAGGAUCUCCAUCCAGAUGUCAAGUUCGACAAUGACAAGCGGACUGACUUUGAGAACUCCUUGCACUUGGCUUUAGGGGAACUCUUCCUGAAGAAGUUUGUGAACAUGUUCGGAACAUCCUGGCACAGUCUAGAGAGCUUUCAGAAGAUCUUCUGGAGAGUCAAGAGUCCCAUAGGAAUCUACGUGGUCAACCAUUGGAAGGAAGAUUGGUUCUUUGGGUACCAGUUCAAAAAUGGUUGCAACCCCUGCUUGAUUGAGAGGUGUAGGGAGAUCCCAAAGAAGUUCCCUGUGACGGACGCGAUGGUCAACCAGUUCCUCGGGGGAUCCACAUUGGAACAGGAAAUGAAGAAGGGAAACAUUUACAUCGUGGAUUACAAGAUCUUGGAUGGAACUAUCGGCAACGUGAUCAAGGGGAAGCAGCAAUACGUGGCAGCCCCCAUCUGCCUGUUGUUCCAGGACCCCCAGAACAGGCUGAUGCCUCUUGCCAUUCAGCUCGGACAGCUCCCAGGACCCAACAAUCCCAUCUUCCUGCCCUCGGAUCCGGAGAACCUCUGGCUGCUGGUCAAGAUCUGGGUGCGGAGUUCCGAUUUCCAGCUGCAUCAGGUCGGCUUCCACCUGUGUGGGACGCACCUCCUCGGGGAGGUGUUCUGUGUCGCCACACUGAGGCAGCUUACCGCCGUGCACCCCGUCUUCAAGCUUCUGACUCCACAUACGAGGUACACACUGGAGAUCAACACACGGGCCAGAAACGAACUCCUGGGCAAGAAUGGUGUCAUUUCCAGAGUGGUGGCCUCAGGUGGGCCUGGCCUGGAUGCAGUUGCCCUGAAGGCCUGUCAGUCGUUCACCUACAGGUCCAUGUGUCUCCCUGAUAACCUGCAGGACCGUGGGGUCCUGGAGUUGAAGGAAUACUUCUACCGUGAUGAUGGACUCCAAAUCUGGUCUGCAAUCAGCAAGUACGUUAAGAACAUCAUGGGGCUCUACUACAAGAGUGACCGCGAUGUGCUUGAAGACGUGGAGUUGCAGGCUUGGAUGAAGGACGUGGUCCAAGAGGGGUUCACAGAUCUUCCUGGAACUGGAUUCCCGGAGAGCUUUCAGUCCAGGGAAGAGCUCUUCAAAUUCCUCACCACGGUGAUCUUCACCUGCUCUGCCCAGCACGCUGCGGUCAACAAUGGGCAGUAUGAUUGGAGUUGUUGGGUGCCAAACUCGCCAUGCACCAUGAGGGAGCCUCCACCCACCUCCAAAGGAGACCGCUCAAUAGAUCAGCUCAUGGAUACCCUGCCCGAUAUGAGCCAGUCCGCUGUACAGAUGGCGUUCACAUGGCACCUGGGUCGACCUUUACCUAACAAGAUCCUGCUGGGCAGUUUCGAGGAGGAGUACUUCACCGAGCCGGAUGCCAAAAAGGCCAUGAUGGAAUUCCAGGAGGACCUGAAGGAGAUCGAGCGACGGAUCGAGGACCGAAACCAGGGCUUGGACCUCAAAUACCAGUAUCUGCAGCCCAGCAAUAUCGAGAGCAGCAUCAGCAUCUGAGUCCUGCUCUCCCCACACCCCAACCACUCUCCACUGGGACCCCCAGUCAUAGCGGGGAAGAGGAGAGUAUCCCUUCACCUCCUAGGCUCUGUGUUGGAGAUAGAGGUGGGGCUUGGGGUUGGAGUUAGGGGGUUAGGGUAGGUGAUUAGGGGUUGCGUUAGAGGUUAGAAUUAGGGGUUGGGUAGAGGUCACAGCAGUUAGGGUUCGGGAUUAGGGUUAGGUGUUGGGGUUAGUGUUAGGGGUUAUGCUUAGGGACUAAGGCUCUGUGUUACAGGUGGAGGUUAUGGCUAGAGUCAGUGGGUAUGGUUAAGGAUGUGGGAUAGGGUCGGACUUUGAGUUUAGGGUUGGGGUUAGAGGUAGGAGUUUGGGUUUAGGGUU